Molecule: messenger RNA, 2157 nt
Organism: Pestalotiopsis fici W106-1
Lineage: Eukaryota; Fungi; Ascomycota; Sordariomycetes; Amphisphaeriales; Sporocadaceae
Exons: 1
Coding region: 1-2157 (718 amino acids)
Biological process (GO): DNA-templated transcription; regulation of transcription by RNA polymerase II
Cellular component (GO): chromatin
Molecular function (GO): DNA-binding transcription factor activity, RNA polymerase II-specific; zinc ion binding; RNA polymerase II cis-regulatory region sequence-specific DNA binding
Source: RefSeq, a predicted model, not a curated record
AUGUCUGUCUCCAUCGCCAGUGCCGGUGGUUCGGGCACGUUCCAGCCGUACCAGUGUCUUGUCUGCCAGAGUCGAUUCACUCGGCAUGAGAACCUGAAGCGACAUGCUGCGCUGCACUCACGCCCGCAGGGACAGGCGUUGCUUUCCUGCGAACUGUGCGAUGCCACAUUCUCACGGCAGGACCUGCGAAGUCGGCACAUGAAGAGAAAACACCCUGAACAAAUUGGGCGACGAAUGACAAGGGCAUCGAGGCAGGACCCGGCUACUACUGCUGCUGCUGCGACUGCGACGCAGGUGUGCGGGGCCAGGAAAUCUCGCAGGGGAAAAGCAUCGCCAUCGUCGCCUGCGGAAAGCCAAAACGGCUCUGGCAAGGGCGAUGAGUGUGAAUCGGGAAUGGAAGAUGGAAUUUGGCAAGCAGCUCUGGGACUGGAACAGCGCCACCAGCUCGACCACGAUCAGCACGACUUUAUGGGAGAUGGCAUUGACCUGAACAAUGGCUCGGGGACGACUGGUGCCGGCGACUCGCAUAGCAUCACUGCUUUACUGUCGGAUGACCAGUCAAUGAGCGACUUGAUGUCCAUUGAAAACAUGGUGCAAGACGUUGCCACAGCCACUACUACCAGCAAUCACCAAAGCUUGCUCUUGGGACAGUCGCUUCCUAGCCCCGCCUUUCACACAACUUCCACCACAAAUGUCGCCUCGGACCAACAAGCUACGUCGCUGAACCCCAAUGCAGUGCACUUUAACUUCAACGAUAUUGCAGACAAGCUCUCACCGAGUAGCCCGCCACAGCUUAUAGACGACUGGUCUCCUUCUUCGACACAGAUUUCCAGGGCUUGCGGUCUAUUCUUUACCAAUAUCUCGCAUUUCAUCCCCUUUUUGCAUCGAGCAACAUUUGACAUUAGUCAAACCCCUCCCCAUCUACUAUUCAGCAUCAUGUGUGUUGCCUAUCAAUAUGGCGACGAUCCAGACUGCGAGGAUGCAACAGGCUCAGGAGCAAGCCUGUCCAUACGAUGCUUUCAUCGGGCCCGUGCUUUACUGUCCAUCGAAGAGGAUGGCCAAGACGAGUCAAUGCCGCACCUGACCAUGGUUCAGGCCUACUUCUUAUUACAAAUAUGCUCAAUGAUGUACUUAUGUGGUAAAGACUCUGCCUACGGCCUCAAAAUGCACUCGAAAAUGAUCAGUCAUGCUCGAAUAGGAGGUUUGUUGCAGCCGACACCAAAUGACUCGGGAUCGGCAGGAGAUUUGGAAUCUCUUUGGCGGGAUUUUAUUGGGAUGGAGUCCCUCAAGAGGACAGUAUUUGCAGUUCAUCAGAUUGACGCCCUUUGGUAUCAGAUCUUGUCGGUUCCACGCCAACUAUCGCAUCUGGAAAUCCGGCAUGACUUGCCAUGCCCUGAGAAACAUUGGACUGCAUCCUCGGCUGCCGAAUGGGCACACCAGCAGCUCAUCGCCAGGCAGUCCAACUCGCCCAUUCGUUAUACAGACGCAGUUCGGCGAUUUCUAUCAUCAGAAGCAGAUGUCGCUUCUAUUCCAGCCUUUGACCCAUAUGGCGCAAUCAACAUUACACAAUUCCUGAUUUCGAGCGCUCGCGAAAUAUCCGGAUGGUCUACAAUGACUGGAAUGCUUAGUCUUGAGCGGUUCGAGCCUCUGCGGUCGUCUCUAGUAGCACUUGGUCCUUAUAUACGCCAACAACCGGAUGCAACACCAUCGUCAUAUGCAGCCUUGUGUGAGGCAACCUGGCAGACCGCCAUGAUCGAGCUGCAGGUGUGGUCGCCGUCGCAUGUCGGUGGUAUCGUAGAGGGAAGCAUAGACGCUAUUCUGACCCAGUCGACCUACUUGUCCCCACAUGUAGAGCUCCUGAGCGAAACCAGCAUUGCCAAAGCGGUCCAACCACACGUGAAUUGGUUCCUGCGUUAUCUCGAUACGACCAUGACGGGAGAGUACGAGGCGCCGUGGGUUACAUUGUAUGCAUACAAGGCUUUCUUAAUUGCCUGGCAAUUGGUGCGUGGUGGCAAGCCUGGUUCCAUGGAAAUCGUCGGCAUUCAUGACGGUGAUGUCGAGGGAGCAAUGAGAUGGGCAAGGAAAGUUUUUCUUCGGAGACAACGCUGGCAGUUAGGGAAGCUGAUUAUGAAGUGCUUGGAUUCAAUACAAAACUGA